Molecule: messenger RNA, 4290 nt
Organism: Maudiozyma saulgeensis
Lineage: Eukaryota; Fungi; Ascomycota; Saccharomycetes; Saccharomycetales; Saccharomycetaceae
Source: the annotation of a GenBank genome assembly
AUGGAACAAUCUACGCCGCUCAAAGAUAGCAUCUCAAUUGAACGACACCAAAUUAAUAGGAAGCAUGAAUCAGAUAGAAUUGAAAGAUCUCAAUCUUUAGCAGAACCUUCAAAUUCACAGACUAAUGAUGUAAUAAAGAGAGGACUUAGCCUUGCAGGAACUGGGCUUGUAUCAUCGGGUAGAACAAGGUACUCAUUUAAGGCCGUUCAACCACACAGAAAACAUGAAACUGGAACCCCCCAUACAAGACCGAUUAAAACACAACACUCUGAAGAGAAAACUGUAAAUAAUACAACUCAGAUCCCUGAUAAAGAAAUGGUGGAUAAAUUGUUCGAAGAAACAUUAGAUAGUGGAAUGUAUUUUUGGGGUUCUGCACAUAGCACUUUGAAAAAUGUAUCUACCGCAAGAAAAUGGCAGUUGAUUCAAAGGAUCCGUCUUAACGAACAAAAACAUACAGAGACAAAUGAUUCCAAGAUAUCGGUACAAAAUGAUCAAGAAUUUCUAGAAAAUUUGAAGUAUUCCCUUAACGAUACUUCUAAAAGGUUAAAGUCCUUAUACCAACUUGAGAAGCGGCUAAGACAGAAGUCAUUUUUAACAGCAUUUGUUUCAGGUGGUUAUUACAUCGAUUUAGUAGAUAUGAUUCCAACAAUUACUAUAGAUAUCGAAUAUGCAUAUUUUACAUCUUUUAAGACCCUAAUGAAUAAUAUGGAAGUACGGAUAAAAAUUUUGAAUAAUCCCGUACUAAUCGGAUUUUUUAUAGACUCUAUGAUUAACGAAAUUUCACCAAUAAAGAUAAAACUGCAAACUUGUCAAUUACUCUUGUUAUUAACAUAUUUAGAUUCUGAAAAUGGUUAUAAUAUUAUUUGGAACUCCUUAGAAAAAAAGUUAGAAUUAUGGAUGAAUGACAUUACUGGAAUAAUUGAAAAUACAGACGACAUUCUAGAAAGAAUAAAUAUUAAUAAAUCUAUCAUACAAUUUCCUCAUCCGGAACAAAUUGUUUCUAAUUAUCUUUCCUCUGUGUUAUUUUUGGUUAAUUCAAUCAUUGAAGGGUAUCCAUCUUAUAAUAAGAAAGAAUUUAUUAUUGAACAAUUUAGAAACAUGGAGAUCCAUAAAUUAUUUUAUAAAAUGGAAAAAUUCGAAUCGACAACAAUAAAGGAACAAAUCCAAAAUUAUAAAAUUAAGGAAGAAGGUGUCCGUAUGAGAAUGAAUAAUGAGGCACCUAUUUUCCCGACAUUAUCUUACGGUCCUAUUUUAGAAUCUUUAGUUCAAAAGACGCAGGAUACACCUUUGGAACAACCAUUUGGUGAUUUGGUUAAAUCCCUUUCAGCAAUGCUUGAUACCCGUACUUAUUCGGAAUCAAUUAAAUUAUACAAAGCGUUAAGUUCUAUGUUGGCCUAUUUACUAGAGAAAUUUCAAUCCGACUUUGAAGAAAAUUUAUCUCCUAAUUCAUUGUUACAUGAAUCCUUAGAGAAGCUACUUGAUGGUCUACAAUCCGAUGAUAUUGCCAAAAGAGCAAUGCAUGACUUAAAGGAAGCACAGGACACUGUGAGUGUCUUAACUAGCGAAUUGAAAAAAGUUAGGAGUGAAAAAAGAUUAGAUGAUAAUGAACUUUUAGUUAAAUUGAAUAAUAAUUCAGAAUUAUUAUCAUUCAAGGAUAAUGAAUUAAAGACAUUGGAACUCCGAAAUAAAACACUUGAAGAUCUUAUAAAAGAUUCAAAGUUUAAACAUGACAAAAUAGCAACAUAUGAGCGUCUUCAGUAUAAGGUGAAGCCUAGACCUCUGUCUGUGUUCAAUACCAAUAAAUCUGAUAAUAAACUCCAGUUUGGAAAAAACAAUAUUAAUCGUUCAAAUUCUCAUACAAUCCGCGAAAGUAAAGGAAUAUUAUCCCUCUCUUCUCUUUUGGCAACCGAUUCUAAAUAUAAUAGUUCAAGCACACGAUCAAACACUGGGAUACUCUCUGAUUCUUCCCAUCUGAAAUCGUUUUCAAUCGGUACAUCAGUUAUAGAUGGAUCUGCCAGUGGAGAGGCCACCGAUCAUCAGGUCGAUAGAGAUGAUUUUCACAUGAAUAGGGUCAAAAAUGCUUCGUAUGAUGGUAAUGAUUGUGUAGAGUCCGAAAUCGUUCAAAGUAGCGGGUCCAGAUAUUCUGUACCAUGCGUUAGCACUAAUGAUAACAACGAAUAUUUGACUACCCCGAUAAAUCUGGGUGCAACAAAUAGCACGUUAUCUGCUCAAUCCAGUACAGGUCUUGUUACGGAUGUAGCUAGUGAUACUGUUUUUAAAACUAUCGUAAACGUUUCUUCUGGAUAUAAGUGUAUUUCUGAGGUAAAGUCUAUUGAAGAUAAAAAUAGAAUAUCCGGGUCCGGACCCUAUCUGACAUUUGAUGGGCAACAGUCAACGAUUUCAGAUAUUGCAGAUACCCCUCGAUUUGGAAUCUUAGCACCAUAUGGGGGAAAUGAUACGGGAAGUUCUCUAAACCUUAAUGAAAGAUCAAACGAUGUUGUCGAUAAUGGCAGGUUAGGUACAGUUAACGGUCAUGGUGGUUCUGCAUUUAGUCUUGAUGGUUCAAGCCUAUCGAAUCCGGUUACAGAGGCUUCACUUUUCCCUGCAAGUAAAUUACAAGAAGGAUCAAAUUCAGCACCACCACCACCUCCUCCUCCUCCUCCUCCUCCUCCUCCGCCGCCGCCGUUACCAUCCCAAUUAUCUUAUAAAGCUGAUGAGCAAGAGAAUAAUGAACCAACGCCGGACAUAGAUGUGGACCCAUCGAUACCGCCACCUCCUCCACCACCACCUUUACCGAUGAAUCUUACAAAAAGUAGUGAUUUAUCAAAACGUUCGGCACUGAAACUAAAACAAAUUCAUUGGGAUAAAGUAGAUAAUGUUGAAAAUACUAUUUGGGCAGAUCAAGAUUCUUUACGGGAAGUAUUCUCUAAAUUAGAAAGGGGUGGUAUCUUAAGUAAUGUAAAUGAUAUGUUCAAAACUCAAGAUAAUAAGCUGAAAAGGAAGAAAGUUAAACAAGAUGAAACUAAAUCUCAGAAGCUAAGUUUUUUACCAAGAGAUCUUGCUCAACAAUUCGGUAUCAAUUUACAUAUCUUUUCAAACUAUUCAGUAACGGAUCUGGUUUCCAAAGUUCUCACCUGUGAUAGUGAAAUAUUAAGAAAUAUCCCGGUAUUAGAAUUUUUCAACAAAGAAGAUUUGAAUAAUAUCCCAACUAGUAUCUCUAGAAAAUUCGAGCCAUUUAGUUCAAACUACUUAACAGGAAUGGAACCUGCAAAAUCUCCAGAAUCUCUUGAAAGAUCAGAUCAAAUUUAUUUGGAACUCUGUUAUAACCUGAAAAGUUAUUGGGCUGCUAGAUCAAAGGUAUUGUUACUGGUGAUGACUUAUGAGAAGGACUACUACGACUUAACUUAUAAGUUACAAAAGAUUGAUGAUGCCGUUCGAACUUUGAGAAACUCUGCAAAAUUGAGGGGCGUGUUGUAUAUUAUUUACUCCAUUGGUAACUAUAUGAAUAAGAAGGGUGUUCAUGGAAUUAGAUUAAGUUCUUUGACAAAACUUGUAUUUGUGAAAUCGAGUAAUGACAACAAUAUAUCCUUUUUGCAUUUUAUCGAGAAAGUCAUUAGGUUCAAUUAUCCUGACAUCUACUCCUUUUUAGACGAUCUAAAACUUGUAGAUGACAUUAGUAAUAUAAGUUUCGAAUCUUUAGAAGCAGAAUGUUUAGAAUUUACUAGAAAAAUUAGAGAUGGUGUUCGUGAGGUGAGCAAAGGUAAACUUUCGGAAUCAAAAUUAUUGCAUCCUAAGGAUGAAAUUUUAAACAAAAUAAAAUACAAGACCAAUAAAGCAAAGACAAAAUGUGAUCUUCUUGAAGCCCAAUUUAAUCUAACGGAUAAUGACAUUGACAAAAUAAUGUUAUUUUAUGGUGAAAAUCCGAAGGAUAUUGAGUCUAAGAGGACAUUUUUCAAGAAUAUCAUGGAUUUUGUGGUCGUAUUUAAGAAGUGUGCAAAAGAAAAUAAAGAAAGAGAAGAAAUGGAUCGUGUUUACGAAGGACGAAAGAAAUUGAUGGAACGGAACUUACGUCUCAAAAGAGAUGAUAGCAAUGGAAGUAGUGAUGAGACAGAAGAUGAUGCUGUAGAUGUACUGCUUUCACAACUCCGUGGGGUUGAUGCAACGUCGAUGAAAUUACGGUCCAAAAAACGUAGUUCUAGGGUUUUGGCAAAAGUUGAUUCAAAAAAUAGUAAUGAAGAUGAGUUACUAGAAAGGACACAUGCGUUGAUGAGCGGAUUACAAAAUAUCUGA